Cucurbita maxima (winter squash) is the source of this 2171-nucleotide messenger RNA. RefSeq names its product polyubiquitin-like. Gene Ontology annotation, biological process: modification-dependent protein catabolic process; protein ubiquitination. Gene Ontology annotation, cellular component: nucleus; cytoplasm. Gene Ontology annotation, molecular function: ubiquitin protein ligase binding; protein tag activity. The coding region runs from base 199 to 1935 and encodes 578 amino acids. The transcript is spliced from 3 exons. Lineage: Eukaryota; Viridiplantae; Streptophyta; Magnoliopsida; Cucurbitales; Cucurbitaceae. The record is from RefSeq and is a predicted model, not a curated record.
AGGACCGAACGGAGGCAGUUCUCAUCCUGGCUUGCAAACCAAGAACCGCCAUUAAAUUUCGUUUCUUCCUCCGUACCCCAUCCCUCAAAUUUCGCGAUCGACACCUAUAAAUUCAUCCCCUCCUCGUCUUUAAUUCUUCGUCUUCCAGAUUGUUUCCAUUUUUGUCUCGCUCUUUCUUUUUCUCAAGUGUCUUCACAGAUGCAAAUCUUCGUUAAAACUCUCACCGGGAAAACGAUCACCCUAGAGGUGGAAAGCUCAGAUACAAUUGACAAUGUAAAGGCAAAGAUUCAAGAUAAAGAGGGAAUUCCGCCCGACCAACAGAGGCUUAUCUUUGCUGGUAAGCAGCUCGAGGACGGUCGAACGCUCGCCGAUUACAAUAUCCAGAAAGAAUCUACACUCCAUUUAGUGCUUAGACUUCGCGGUGGGAUGCAAAUAUUUGUGAAGACCCUUACUGGCAAAACCAUCACUCUUGAGGUGGAAAGUUCUGAUACGAUUGACAAUGUCAAGGCUAAGAUCCAAGACAAGGAGGGUAUCCCCCCUGAUCAACAGAGACUUAUUUUUGCUGGUAAGCAACUUGAAGAUGGUAGGACUCUGGCAGAUUAUAACAUUCAAAAGGAGUCGACUUUGCAUUUGGUGCUCCGAUUGCGCGGUGGAAUGCAGAUUUUUGUGAAGACGUUGACGGGCAAGACAAUCACUUUGGAAGUAGAAAGUUCAGACACUAUUGACAACGUGAAAGCAAAGAUUCAAGACAAGGAGGGCAUUCCACCAGACCAACAGAGGUUGAUUUUUGCUGGUAAGCAACUUGAAGACGGUAGGACUCUAGCAGACUACAACAUCCAAAAGGAAUCAACGUUGCACCUUGUGCUCCGACUGCGCGGUGGAAUGCAGAUUUUUGUAAAGACGUUGACAGGCAAAACGAUCACAUUGGAAGUUGAAAGUUCAGACACCAUUGACAAUGUGAAAGCAAAGAUCCAAGAAAAAGAGGGUAUCCCACCUGACCAACAGAGAUUGAUCUUUGCCGGUAAGCAGCUGGAAGACGGUAGGACGCUAGCAGACUACAACAUCCAAAAGGAAUCAACGUUGCACCUUGUGCUCCGACUGCGUGGUGGAAUGCAGAUUUUUGUGAAGACGUUGACGGGAAAGACGAUCACCCUGGAAGUAGAAAGUUCAGACACCAUCGACAACGUGAAGGCAAAGAUUCAAGACAAGGAGGGCAUCCCACCCGACCAACAGAGAUUGAUCUUUGCUGGCAAGCAACUGGAAGACGGUAGGACACUAGCAGACUACAACAUCCAAAAGGAAUCGACAUUGCACCUUGUGCUCCGACUGCGUGGUGGAAUGCAGAUUUUUGUGAAGACGUUGACGGGCAAGACGAUCACCCUGGAAGUAGAAAGUUCAGACACCAUCGACAACGUGAAGGCAAAGAUUCAAGACAAGGAGGGCAUCCCACCCGACCAACAGAGAUUGAUCUUUGCUGGCAAGCAACUGGAAGACGGUAGGACACUAGCAGACUACAACAUCCAAAAGGAAUCGACAUUGCACCUUGUGCUCCGAUUGCGGGGUGGAAUGCAGAUUUUUGUGAAGACAUUGACGGGCAAGACGAUCACCCUGGAGGUCGAAAGUUCAGACACUAUCGACAAUGUGAAGGCGAAGAUACAAGAUAAGGAAGGCAUCCCACCCGACCAACAGCGAUUGAUCUUUGCGGGUAAGCAGCUUGAAGAUGGCAGAACUCUAGCAGAUUACAACAUCCAAAAGGAAUCAACUCUGCAUUUGGUGCUUCGACUGCGUGGUGGGAUGCAGAUUUACGUGAUGACAUUGACGGGGAAGACGAUCACAUUAGAAGCCGAAAGCUCAGACACGAUUGACAAUGCGAAGAUGAAGAUUCAAGACAGAGGGAGUACCUCUGGAUCAACAAAGACUGAUCUUUGCUGGUAAACAAUCGGAGGAUGGUCGGACUUCGGCUGACUACAACAUUCAGAAGUCCACCCUCCACCUUGUCCUCCACCUGCACGGUGGCUUUUAGGUGGCUCCGAUAUGUCGUCGACUUUCUAUUAUUGCUGGAUUUGUGGUGUCUUCGUGCCCUCCUGGAUGGUUUAGUAAUAAUAAGUACGUACAAUUUCAUUCUUUCUGUUACAGACUGCCGAAUGAAUUUACCGUUUUUUCCCCUUGGA